Messenger RNA from Alternaria triticimaculans, 930 nucleotides. RefSeq lists its product as uncharacterized. Gene Ontology annotation, molecular function: L-lactate dehydrogenase (NAD+) activity. Gene Ontology annotation, cellular component: cytoplasm. The record is from RefSeq and is a predicted model, not a curated record. The transcript has a single exon. Gene Ontology annotation, biological process: carboxylic acid metabolic process. The coding region runs from base 1 to 930 and encodes 309 amino acids. NCBI's taxonomy places the organism in Eukaryota, Fungi, Ascomycota, Dothideomycetes, Pleosporales, Pleosporaceae.
AUGUCAGACCCCAAGAACACCUCCUCCAUCGCCAUCCUCGGCGCCGGCGAUGUAGGCGCCACAAUCGCAUACAGCCUCAUCAUGAACCCCGUCGCCGGUGACAUCCUGCUCGUCGAUCCCAAAGAAGAAGUCCGAGACGCUCAAGUCGCAGACUUGUCAGACGCUACCUUCCACGGCAACACCAGCACCCGGAUAAGAGCAGGCACGCACAAGGAAGCGGGUCAAUGCGAUAUCGUCGUUAUCGCCGCUGGCGCGAAACAGAAGAAGGGCGAGAGCAGGACCGAUCUUAUCGGCCGCAACAAGUCCAUUCUCGAGUCCGCAAUCUCGGACAUGAAGCCGUUCCGCGAGGAUACAGUCUUGUUACUUGUCGCAAACCCCGUCGACGUGCUCACCUACUUCGCGCAACAAUACUCUGGUCUCCCGAAAUCCCAAGUUAUCGGCAGCGGCACUUUCCUUGACUCUGCGCGCCUUCGUGGUAUCCUCGCGUCCAAAGCGGAAGUUGCGGCGUCUAGUAUCGAAGCGUACGUCUUGGGUGAACACGGUGAAUCUCAAUUCGUUGCCUGGAGUCUGGCUUCUAUCGGCGGUGUCCCGUUGUCUUCUGCGUUAUCGUCCAAGCAAUCAGGCGCGUUGGACAAGAACGACAUUGCGGAGGAGACGAAGAACAAAGCAACUUCCAUCAUCGAGAACAAGGGCGCGACAAACUAUGGGAUCGGUGGUGUGGCGGCGAGUAUUUGCAAGUCGAUCAUCUUUGAUGAGAAGAUCGUAAGGCCUGUUAGCACGUAUCAAGAGGACCUGGGUGUAUGCUUGAGUAUGCCGGUUGUGCUGGGCAGGAAGGGCGUGGUUAGGAAGAUGGACAUGCCGCUAGAUAAGGAGGAGAAGGGCAAGUUGGAAAGCAGUGCAAAGGCGCUGAAGGAGGUUAUCGAGGCGUGA